Molecule: messenger RNA, 573 nt
Organism: Camellia sinensis
Lineage: Eukaryota; Viridiplantae; Streptophyta; Magnoliopsida; Ericales; Theaceae
Source: RefSeq, a predicted model, not a curated record
AUGGUAUCUGAUGGUUGGUGGAAUUUAAAGCUACAGAAGUAUCCUGAUGCGGCCAAAUUUUGUGAAAAGCCAUUGACAUUGCUCGAUGACAUGGACAUACUAUUCUCUGAUGUUUCUGCAACUAGUGAGUGGGCAUACACCCCAAGCUCUGGAGUGUUUCUUGACACUGAGAGAUCUCACACCCUACUUGGUGAUGAUACUGAUACAGAAAUCCAUUCGUCUGAAUUAAGCAACCAAUGUUGUCACCAAAAAGAGGGUCCAUCAAAGAAGCAAAAGGGGAACAAAAAACAAUCGGCUACCUGUGAGUUGAGUAAGACACUUAAUCGCAUUGUCGAUGCUAGAGAUAAUGCUGAUAUACAAAAUUCGCACACAAUAACUAAGUGUUUGGCUAAGAUUAGCAUAAUCUCUGGCGUUAGUGAAUACGAUGACCUUUUAGUUUGGGCUGCAAGGUUGUUCAUGAAACCCUCACUUCGUGAGUCUUUCAUGGCUUUGCCUAAUGAUGUGUUGCGUUUAAAGUUUAUUAACCUUGAAAUUGCUUUGGAAAAGGCUCGCAUUCUUGGUUUUCGUGAUUAG